CUCUCAUUGGCACAGGCAGUCACCUCCUCUUCCGCGCUGAGUUCUGGCGCAGCUGCGGAAACCGCAGCUGCUCGCGCCACGGUGGUUCCGCAGAUUUUCGCCCCCAUGGCCGACUUGGAGCUCUUCAGUGCUCAGCACCAGCAGCCGGCGGCCGCUGCCGCUGAUAACGGGGCACUGGGCGGCGCCGAGGAGGAUCCUGCCGCCGCUUUCCUGGCGCAGCAGGAGAACGAGAUUGCAGGCAUCGAGAACGAUGAGGGCUACGGCAUCCUCGAGAACGGCGAGGUGCCGGCGGCGCUGCAGGGUCCGGAGGGUCUCGACGCAGGAGCUGUUGAUGGAGUGGUCAAUGGAGAUGCUUAUCAGGAGAGUAAUGGUCCAACAGACUCCUAUACUGCUAUAUCCCAAGUAGAUCGACUGCAGUCAGAACCAGAGAGUAUUCGUAAAUGGAGAGAGGAGCAAAAGCAGCGCCUGGAGCAACUUGAUGCAAACUCACGAAAGCAGGAAGCAGAAUGGAAAGAGAAAGCAAUAAAGGAGUUGGAGGAGUGGUAUGCAAGGCAAGAUGAAAAACUCCAGAAAACCAAAGCUAGUAACAGGGCAGCUGAAGAAGCCUUUGUGAAUGAUGCAGAAGACAUUUUUCCAGGCACUGAGUGGGAACGUGUGGCUCAGCUCUGUGACUUUAAUCCCAAGUCUAGUAAGCAGGCAAAAGAUGUAUCCCGCAUGCGUUCAGUCCUCAUCUCACUCAAGCAGGCUCCUCUGGUUCGCUGAAGGAACACACAAUGGAAACACUACAAAUGCAGUAUCUUAACCUUACUCAGAGAAGCUGUAUUGCAGUAAUUGGAUUGUUUCAAUGUUUUGGGUUUUGUUUUUUUGACCAAAUGUAAUGAUGUAUCUAGAGCUGAUCAUUGUUUGAUUGCAUGUUCUUCCUCAUGUUUCCUUUCUGUGUCAGACAUAGGAGAGCCUCCAAAACUGUAGUAUCUGUGCUGUUGUGCACCGAGAUGUCACUUCCCUCAUUAUUAAAGAUCUGUUAAACAGCAAAA
Messenger RNA from Colius striatus (speckled mousebird), 1034 nucleotides. RefSeq names its product clathrin light chain A (gene CLTA). Gene Ontology annotation, cellular component: plasma membrane; postsynaptic endocytic zone cytoplasmic component; clathrin coat of coated pit. Gene Ontology annotation, molecular function: clathrin heavy chain binding; structural molecule activity. Gene Ontology annotation, biological process: intracellular protein transport; clathrin coat assembly; clathrin-dependent endocytosis. The record is from RefSeq and is a predicted model, not a curated record. NCBI's taxonomy places the organism in Eukaryota, Metazoa, Chordata, Aves, Coliiformes, Coliidae. The coding region runs from base 106 to 762 and encodes 218 amino acids. The transcript is spliced from 5 exons.